This is a messenger RNA of Dreissena polymorpha, 723 nucleotides long. RefSeq lists its product as uncharacterized. Bases 89 to 550 code for a protein of 153 amino acids. Lineage: Eukaryota; Metazoa; Mollusca; Bivalvia; Myida; Dreissenidae. The transcript has 2 exons. The record is from RefSeq and is a predicted model, not a curated record.
GCUGAUUUAAUUUUAUUUGUUUACCUUACAGACUCUGGAAAAUGGCCCUGAAGCAGAUGAGACGAAUUCCACACCAGAAACUGAGGAAAUGUCAGAUAACCGUUCACCAGACUUGAGUUUCGAGAACGAGGCAGAUGGUUUGUUGGUUGAAAGCAGUGCAUCACUACUAGACGUAUCUCUAAGACUCCAUGACUAUGGAAGGUUUACACCAGUACCCGCCAUAAUCCGUCAUCAGUGUGAACAAGUGCAACCGGAGCUGAUUUCUGUGGUUACUCAAACCGACGAUACGAGAGUUCCCAGAAGUAUAUCAACCCAGACUUCUACUGAAACGUCGACAGUUGGGAUACAAGUGGAUCGGCCUAGCUUCACCUUUGAGGAUAUAAGGGAUGAUGACGAUAAGGUGUUGUUCUACACUGGUAUCCCAACUGCUGGAACUUUUGAGUGUUUAUUUGAUGAGGUCAGUGUUGGAAUGAAAGCAGGGUUAGCACGAAAAACCUGUCCCCGGAAAAUAAAGUGUGUUUAUAAACUGAAAAUAGUCAUGCUAAUAUAAACUGGAAAAGUGGCUCCUUAAAACUAGUACAAAUUAAGUUUGAUAAGAAGCUGAACAAGUGAACUUUGUGAGAAAUUCAGUAUACAAUUUAACUAGAAGUGUUUGACCAUUGCAUGUAUGUAUAAGUAAUAUACUAUGUAAUUAUGUGAAUAAUACUUAAUUUCACAUUUUAC